UCCCAGUACCAGACCUGUGCCGUCAUCACCGACCGCAGCACAUUUCCUUAGCAUCAGCACUUGGCAACGCCAUCGCAUCAUCCUCCCGCAACUACGUAGCGAAUCCACUAUCGCAGCAACUGGACACUCGCGGGCACAGCACAGCAUCCCUCCUAGGGUGGUGUUGACGCCCCGCUUCGCAGUUUCUGCUCUUAUCGCUCCUUAUCAGGACAAAUACGACGAAAGGCCAGGCAUUUUGACAUCAUCAUGCCUUUGACGGGCGUGCUAGCCGGCAAGACUGCCAUCGUCACAGGGGGCACCACGGGCAUCGGCCGAGCAAUCUGUCUCGAGUAUCUGCGCCAGGGCGCCACAGUUGCGGUCAACCACCUCGGCCUCGAGAAAGACCAGGUGCAUCUGGACACCCUCGUCGAUGAGGCGGCGGCCCUAUGCAAGGAUAACUCUGACGCUUGUAAGCUGGUCCACCAAGCUGGCGAUGUGAGAGAGCCAGACACGGCGGCCAAGCUCGUCGCGCUGGCUGUCGAGGCCUCGCCAUCACAGAGACUGGACAUUUGCGUGUCCAACGCGGGCAUCUGCACAUUUGCCGAGUUCCUCGACCUAUCGCCCGACUUGCUCACAGAUACGGUGCGCACGAACCUCGACGGCGCAUUCUACGUUGUGCAGGCGGCAGCGAGGCAAAUGGCCAGGAGCCAGAGCCCGCCGGGCGGUAGCAUCAUUGGCAUAUCGUCCAUCUCGGCGCUGGUAGGCGGUGGACUGCAGACGCACUACACACCGACCAAGGCGGGCGUCAACAGCCUGAUGCAGAGCACCGCGGUCGCGUUGGGCAAGUACGGCAUCCGAUGCAACGCGCUGUUGCCGGGCACCAUCAAGACGCAGCUCAACGACAAGGACCUUGAGGACGAUGCCAAGAGAACCUACAUGGAGGGCAGGAUCCCGCUCGGCAGGACAGGUGUGCCAAAGGACAUGGCUGGCCCUGCCGUCUUUUUGGCAAGUGACGAGCUGAGCGGCUAUGUGACGGGCGCUCAGCUGCUCGUCGACGGCGGCCUCUUUGUGAACCUGCAAUAACAUAGACGCAUGUGAAUAUUAAAAGAAAAAAACAACAUGCUGGAUUCGGGCUGCACGGGGACAUGCAUGCAUCCUUGGGUGAGGCUCGGCGCACGACACAUGUCGUGUCUCAUUGUGACAAUACUACCAAGUAGUCUAAUAGUGUUAGCAGGGUUAACGAGUAUCACUGUCUCAACCUCGACGUGAGGACGAGCCGAUCCCUCCCUCAUACAGACGGGAAGGACACACCUUGCUUGAGGUUCUGACACACAGGACAUAUGUAGGCCCAGGGGGAUAAGAAAAUGCAUGGCGCAUCUGCAUGU
Messenger RNA from Emericellopsis atlantica, 1364 nucleotides. RefSeq lists its product as uncharacterized. The transcript has a single exon. Gene Ontology annotation, molecular function: oxidoreductase activity, acting on the CH-OH group of donors, NAD or NADP as acceptor. NCBI's taxonomy places the organism in Eukaryota, Fungi, Ascomycota, Sordariomycetes, Hypocreales, Bionectriaceae. The coding region runs from base 247 to 1062 and encodes 271 amino acids. The record is from RefSeq and is a predicted model, not a curated record.